UCGAACCUCGAACACUGCAACAACACACACGAACACUGCGUCUGCAACACUGUGUGGUGAACUGGUGAUUGAUGAUGAAGAGGAAAACCCAGAACGGGAUCAGGAAGAAUGAGAGAAGGAAGAUGAAAGGGACACUCAGCACCAAGCACUUGCAGCUUCAGCUCAAUCAAAUCUCACUCUUCCCCAUUCUCCCAACAUCUUCUACUACCUCUUCCGCCUUCCACAACCUUCUCGAUUCCGAACCCCACGCCGGCGCCGACCCUUCCGAUGACAGAGAUUUCAUUCUCAGCCAGGAUUUCUUCUGCACUCCGGAUUACAUUACCCCUGAUAAUCAGCAUAUUUUGAAUGGAUUGGAUUUCAAUAAGGGAAAUACCCCUUGCCCCAAAUCGCCAGAGAAGCUCAAUACAACAAAAAGUAAGAGAUGCCGAUUAGAUGCUAUCUCGGUAAACCCUCUCAGUCCUACCUUUUCUAAUGACCAUCAAAUUGUGGAGCUUGGAAAGGAUUCUGUUGUAGAGGAAGUAGCUGUUGAGAAAACAGUUGAAGAUGGUAAACCAAGGGCUCAAAAUUAUGUUUCACAUUCUGCAGUUGCAUUGCGAUGUAGGGCUAUGCCUCCUCCUUGCAUCAGAAAUCCCUAUUUGAAAGAUGUUUCUAAAAUGGAGACUGAUCCCUUUGGAAACCAAAGAUCAAAAUGUGCAGGUCUCUUCCCUGGCUUUGGAGGCGGUGAUGGGCUUUCACGCUAUCGUACUGACUUUCAUGAGAUUGAGCUAAUUGGUAGAGGGAACUUUAGUACUGUUUUUAAAGCAUUGAAGCGAAUAGAUGGUUGCUUGUAUGCUGUGAAACACAGCACCAGACAGUUACACCAGGAAACAGAAAGGAGAAAAGCAUUAAUGGAAGUUCAAGCUUUGGCAGCCAUGGGGUCUCAUGAGAACAUUGUGGGAUAUUAUUCUUCAUGGUUUGAAAAUGAGCAUCUGUACAUUCAGAUGGAGCUAUGUGAUCACAGCUUAUCCAUAAACAAAUGCUCUGCAUUGUUAACAGAAGGACAAGUCUUAGACGCUUUAUAUCAGGUUGCAAAUGCACUGCGAUUUAUACACGAGAAGGGGAUAGCUCAUCUAGAUGUUAAACCAGAUAAUAUCUAUAUAAAAAAUGGUGUUUAUAAGCUUGGUGAUUUUGGAUGUGCAACCCUUCUUGAUACUAGCCUACCAAUUGAGGAGGGCGAUGCGCGUUAUAUGCCCCAGGAAAUCCUUAAUGAGAAUUAUGAUCACCUGGACAAGGUUGAUAUCUUCUCCUUGGGAGCUUCUAUUUAUGAACUCAUUCGCAGAUUGCCUUUGCCAGACUCAGGGUGCAAUUUUUUAAAUCUUAAAGGGGGCAAGUUGCCACUCCUGCCUGGUCAUUCGUUGCAACUUCAAAACUUGCUCAAGGUAAUGAUGGACCCCGAUCCUGUGAAGAGGCCUUCUGCUAGAGAGCUAGUAGAGAACCCAAUUUUUGGCAGGGCCUUAAGAACAGCAAAGAAUUGACUAACCACGGCCGUUUUUUUUUGUUCUGGCGAGACCAUCUUUAAUGUAAGAUAGGUCAUGGUCAUGUAUGGCCAAUUUUGUGAAAUGUAUUUUGGAUGCAUGCACUAGAUUCUUCUCGAGAAUGGUGCAAGUACUGUAUUGUACAUUGUAAUGGACUGAAGAAUGUGUCAAUCAUAAGGAAGCUAUUGGUUGUUAUCGUU
Messenger RNA from Lotus japonicus, 1714 nucleotides. RefSeq names its product wee1-like protein kinase. Lineage: Eukaryota; Viridiplantae; Streptophyta; Magnoliopsida; Fabales; Fabaceae. The transcript is spliced from 10 exons. The coding region runs from base 72 to 1514 and encodes 480 amino acids. Gene Ontology annotation, biological process: protein phosphorylation. The record is from RefSeq and is a predicted model, not a curated record. Gene Ontology annotation, molecular function: ATP binding; protein kinase activity.